AUGGGUCGGCUCGACCGGAGUGAUACCACGGCUUCACAGAAAACCGGCGUGAAACAACCACAGCGUUGUGUUUCGCCGUUGAAGCUAGACUGGCCUAGGCAGCCUAGACUAGAGUUCCCCUACAUUCAGUGCGCUGCGAACCGUCCACUGGGAGAGAUGUGCAGAUCUUUGGAGCCGACAAUAAGCUGCUCAAUGCAACUUUAUCUCUUCAUACCCCGCGAUCGACAGGUCCCUGAUGGAUGGAGACAGUUGCCAUCGGUUCAAGCAGCGCAUCAACGUGUACUGCGCACCAGAACCCAAGUCCUUCUAUCAAGGGUUACUGGAGUACAGCAGCCGCAACACCCCUCUCCGAACCUGAAUAACGCAGUACGACGACCCAGCUAA
Molecule: messenger RNA, 384 nt
Organism: Spodoptera exigua (beet armyworm)
Lineage: Eukaryota; Metazoa; Arthropoda; Insecta; Lepidoptera; Noctuidae
Source: the annotation of a GenBank genome assembly